GCGAGAGGAGAGUUCCUACAGCACACAGCGGCGUUUGAUUCCUUAUCAUUUGAGGUCAGAUUUAGAGAGUAUCUGGUUUUGUUUGCUGUACAGCUAGUUGCAGUUCAUUGACAUUUGUUUUCUCCAUAUUUAUAUACAAAAACAAUUCUUAGUUUGUUAACCUUCGUUUUUCAGCGAGGGUGCCUGUUUCUCUGGCAACAAUGACCUCUCUAUCGAUGCUUUUGGUCGCCGCAUCGGUCGCCUCAAUAUUUGCUGAAUCUACUGUAUAUUUUCGUGAACAAUUUGAAGAUGGGGAUGCCUGGAAGAGUCGCUGGUUGGAAUCCAAACACAAGUCGGACUACGGGAACCUUAUCCUGAGCGCCGGGAAGUUCUAUGGCGAUGCCGACAAAGAUAAAGGACUCCAGACCAGCCAGGAUGCCCGAUUCUACUCGUCCUCCGCCCGCUUUGACACCUUCAGCAACAAGGACCAGCCCCUGGUCAUCCAGUUCACUGUCAAACACGAGCAGAGCAUUGACUGCGGGGGUGGCUACAUCAAACUGUUCCCCGGUGAGCUGGACCAGGAAGACAUGCAUGGGGACUCCACCUACAACAUCAUGUUCGGUCCUGACAUCUGUGGGCCGGGCACCAAGAAGGUUCACGUGAUCUUUAACUACAAAGGCAAGAACCACCUGAUUAACAAAGACAUCAGGUGCAAGGACGAUGAGUACACUCACCUAUACACGUUGGUGGUGAACCCUGACAACACGUACGAGGUGAAGAUCGACAACAAGAAGGUGGAGUCUGGCUCUCUGGAGGAGGACUGGGACCUCCUGCCCCAGAAGAAGAUCAAGGACCCCGAUGCCACCAAGCCCUCAGACUGGGACGAUAGAGAGAGGAUCGACGACCCCGAGGACACAAAGCCCGAGGACUGGGACAAGGCUGAGAACAUCCCGGACCCUGAUGCCAAGAAGCCGGAGGACUGGGACGAGGAGAUGGACGGCGAGUGGGAGCCGCCCAUGAUCUCCAACCCCGACUACAAGGGAGAAUGGAAGCCCAAACAAAUGGACAACCCCGCCUUCAAAGGGAAGUGGGUCCACCCAGAGAUAGACAACCCAGAGUACACAGCGGACGCGGAGAUUUACAAAUAUGACAGCAUUGGUGUGCUCGGCCUGGAUCUGUGGCAGGUGAAGUCAGGCACCAUCUUUGACAACUUCCUCAUCACCAACGACCCUCAGCUGGCGGAGGAGGUGGGAAACGAAACCUGGGGGUCAACUAAGGACUCGGAGAAGAACAUGAAGGAGAGCCAGGACGAGGAGGAGCGGAAGAAACGCGACGACGAGGAGAAGACCAGAAAGGAGGAGGUGAAGGAGGAAGACGAGGAGGAGGAAGAAAAGGAGGAGGAUGAGGAAGACGAGGAGGAGGAGGAAGAUGAGGAGCAGGAAGAGGAGGAGGAGGAGGAAGAUACAGACUCUAAACUCAAGGAUGAGUUAUAAACUUCAAGUUGGAUGGGACAUAUUGAGAAGGAGCCUUUGUGUCUCCUAAGAGCAAGUAGAACAAGAUGGAGACGGGAUUGGCUGGACUUUUCCUUCAUGAUAGAAGCUGACCAUUAGCAUGUAGUGAAGCUGUCUAUGUGGGGCAGGGUAGGGGGGGGGGGGGGGUUUGGUUUUGGUUUACACGAGUCAGGUGGGCUAGAACGAUGACUACAGACUACAGUACUAGUUUGAUCCGUUUUCAUGUGCGAUUAUCAAACUACGGGAAUUCUGUUCAUGUUUUUGGUUAAGAGGUACAGUUUUGUUUCUAAACUGAAGUGUCAUCGCUGAUCAAACUGCAAAGUUACUGACUGAGCAUCUUCCUCAUUCACUUGUACCUCAUCUUGUGUUCGUUGUGUGUCUGCUUAUUUUGUGACAGUUGGAUGUGAGGGUUGUCUACUCCACUUCCCUCCAGACACCUAAGUAUCUCUUGAUAUGUUAAAUAAACACAAUCCAUUUAGCUUUGCCGAUACAAAAAUGGGGCUAUGGCUAUUUUCCUAUGCCUAUCCAAAUGUAAUAUCUAAUGUGUAUGGCAAAAGAAUUAGGAGAGUUUUCUGGUCUUUCCUGUCAUGAUCUGUCUCAUAAUAUGCUGACUCCUCAUUUAAUAGACUUCACCUCACUUACCUCCAUUGUGCUUUAUAAUCUAACAUAUGUCUCCUUUCUUGAAAAUCCACGUUUUCUGUGUUAUAAAAGCACCAGUCAAUCUCACUUUUGGAUACUGAGAUCUAAGAUACUUGGAGGUAAAGACCCCAGCUGUAGAUAUACUCAUGUUGUUUGUUGUGAAGUCCUGCUGUGUUGACAGGAUCAAUUAACCUGCUUUCUCUGAUCACAAAUGACAUCGUUUCUGCACUGCUGUACCCUGAAGGCCUGCCCAAAACUCACCACAGGAAGCUGGUCCUUUUCAAAGAUCUGUUUUGUACUCUGCAAUGUACUGAAUGAGAAAGGAUGUUAUUGUUUUGUGUGUGGACAAGAUGUGUCAUAACAUGGUUUACUGUCCAAUUAAAAUCAAGAAAGGAAA
This is a messenger RNA of Hypomesus transpacificus, 2526 nucleotides long. It is a transcript of the gene calr, whose product is annotated as calreticulin. The record is from RefSeq and is a predicted model, not a curated record. Gene Ontology annotation, cellular component: endoplasmic reticulum membrane; endoplasmic reticulum. The transcript has 9 exons. The coding region runs from base 201 to 1472 and encodes 423 amino acids. Gene Ontology annotation, biological process: protein folding. Gene Ontology annotation, molecular function: calcium ion binding. Lineage: Eukaryota; Metazoa; Chordata; Actinopteri; Osmeriformes; Osmeridae.